GGUAAAUCAGAUUUGAGACCCUUCCUAACUACAAAUGCAAGCCGCAAGAACCCAAUAAGAAUUUGUACGGGGCGGUCCUGACCUGAAGACUCGCUUUUCGCCGCCUCUCUGCUCUGGUCUAACCGUCUUAGAUGUUUCACUAAAAUCUCAGAGAGUGAGGGAGACGAAGUACGUAUAAGGACACCAUGAUAAAAGCCCAGAAAGCAGAAAUAACAAAACGAGAGAGAGAAGAGAGAGAGAGGGAGAGGCAGAUGGCGGAUAGUUCCGGUUACAAGGAGUACGUGGCAGGCUUGCUCGCCGGCGUUGCCACUGUUGCCAUUGGCCAUCCCUUUGACACCAUCAAGGUGAAGAUGCAAAAACACAAUACUGUAGCACAUGGGAUUACGUACAGGAAUAGUUUUCAUUGUACUGCGAGGAUACUAAAGACUGAAGGGAUUAAAGGACUUUACAGAGGUGCAACAUCAUCUUUUGUGGGGAUGGCUUUCGAGAGUUCACUUCUUUUUGGCAUGUAUUCACAAAUGAAACAGUCGCUGCAGGGAAGCGCACAAGGUGCAGGGCCACAGCUCCAAGUCAUAAUUCCAUCUGCAGCUUAUAGUGGAGCAAUCAUCAGUUUUAUAUUAUGCCCGUCGGAGCUGGUGAAGUGUAGGAUGCAAGUUCAAGGCACAGACUCUUUGGUCCCAAUGUCCAGAAGAUACGACAGUUCUCUCGAUUGUGCCCUUAAAACUGUAAAAAAUGAUGGGGUUAGAGGAAUUUUUCGAGGAGGUUUUACAACUUUGUUAAGAGAAUCUAUUGGAAAUGCAGUCUUCUUUAGCAUUUAUGAGCAUGUCCGCUAUCACAUGCAUUUACAUCUGAAAUCUGCUUCACCUGACCACAGAAACUUGAUUGAUGUGGGAGUUGGGAUUGCUAGUGGUGGCCUUGGUGGUAUAGCGUUUUGGUCUGCUGUUCUACCCUUGGAUGUGGCAAAAACCAUAAUUCAGACUGCUCCAGAUAAUAGUUCUUCAAGAAACCCAUUUCAAGUCUUGAGCUCGAUUUACAGAAGGGCUGGAUUGAAAGGAUGCUAUGUUGGCUUGGGUCCUACUAUCGUUCGGGCUUUUCCUGCUAAUGCAACGGCAAUUGUCGCCUGGGAGGUAGCUGUAAAGCUAUUAGGCAUCAAACGUGACUAAGGAUACCAAAUGCUUCUAACCUAUUUGUCAACUCCUGUUAAAUCCAGCCAAAUAAAAUUGUUCACUUGGACGAACUCUAGGGAGGUUACUAUAUGUUUCCACAAGAAAAUAUUAGAGAUUGGAGAGUUUUUGUUAGAGCCUUUUUUUGUAUUGCUCUUAUGUUUAGUUUAGUUGCGCUUGGUCGUAACAUAAGCACCAUAUGAAGAGUGCCCAAUUUUACUGAUGGUGGAAAAUUACUGCCGGAUUUCAAAUUAUUUGUAAUUUCUUUCAAACUAACAAUAAAUGAAAUAGAAGAGGGUAUGAACUUAGCUCGAUAGGUA
This is a messenger RNA of Prunus mume (Japanese apricot), 1483 nucleotides long. RefSeq names its product Mitochondrial substrate carrier family protein (gene MBAC1). The record is from RefSeq and is a predicted model, not a curated record. Gene Ontology annotation, molecular function: L-ornithine transmembrane transporter activity. Gene Ontology annotation, biological process: mitochondrial L-ornithine transmembrane transport. NCBI's taxonomy places the organism in Eukaryota, Viridiplantae, Streptophyta, Magnoliopsida, Rosales, Rosaceae.